Messenger RNA from Protobothrops mucrosquamatus (brown spotted pit viper), 3060 nucleotides. RefSeq lists its product as uncharacterized. The record is from RefSeq and is a predicted model, not a curated record. Lineage: Eukaryota; Metazoa; Chordata; Lepidosauria; Squamata; Viperidae. The transcript has 9 exons. The coding region runs from base 1 to 3012 and encodes 1003 amino acids. Gene Ontology annotation, molecular function: transcription corepressor activity; oxidoreductase activity, acting on the CH-OH group of donors, NAD or NADP as acceptor; NAD binding.
AUGCCAGUUCUAAGCAGACAUAUUGGCCGCUCUCAGAGCUGGGAUGCUGCAGGAUGGGACGAAGGCUCCUGGGAGAACGAUGCUAUGUUUGAAUGCCAGAGACCUCCAGGGAGAAGGAAUUCACUAACCUAUGGUGGUGAGGGGUUUUGGUGUGAGCAGCCAAGUUGUAAACCACAUGAUACCAUCUUGCAAGGAGGUACGGACGUGAAGCAAGAUUUGUAUCGGUAUCCGGAGCCACAUUUUACGCAGAGUUCCUUGUGGAGAGGUUCCAUUCCUGAUUUUACAUAUUACGACAGACAGCCUGCAAUGUCUGCACGGAGUUCCUUGCCACCUCAGGAUUACUACAAUGAUCCUUCUUUAGCUACUAGAUCACCUAGAGAUUCGUGCUACUAUAGAGAUCACAUGACUAACAGACCUUUAUCGAAUUAUGGCAUGCCUAGUGGUAGAUUGGCUUGGGAUCAGAUGCAAGUACGGUCACCUGUACCCCAUGAAGGCAGCCAUGUAUACAGAGAUCCUGUGAUCAAGAUGGUUCCUGAAGCACAGAGAAUUCGAAAUAGAGAUCCUUCUCUAACAAGGUAUGGUGUUGAACCCCCUGCAUCUAGAUGCAGAGCAGAACCUUCUGUAUUUCCUUAUCGACAGACUUAUAAUGACGUGGUAGAGAGAUCUGUAGAUUCUGCAGCCAGUAAACAAGUUGCUCCGACAUGUUUGGUAGUUGAUCCAAAUUCAGCUGCAGCCCCUGAUGGAAAUUUAAUGCUGCCUGCCACUUCUGUAAACCGUGGUCACGGACCAGUCAGAGACAAUUUCAGUACAAAAGUCCCUUAUGAUGGCUAUGAAACAACAAUGCAAUCUUCCCAAAUGCAGAUGCCUGCAUCUUUUCCUGGACAGGACAUUAAAAGGAAUGUGGAUCCGGAAUAUUUAGCAAUGAUGCGUUCUGAAGGAAUAUCAGAAAGCACUCUCGGUGCAUUGCUGCAACAAGGAUUUGAUUCUCCGAGUUUGUUAGCAAUGAUGGAGGACAAUGACAUAAAAUCAGUGGCUCCAAAUCUAGGGCAAGCAAAAGUGCUUUCUCAAAUUGUUCAUACUUACAAAGUAGAAAUGCAACUCCAGAGGCAAUCUAGGAAAAAUACUGCUAUUCGUCCCAGAAACAGAUCAAAUAGUUUCAGUCACCGAAGUGAAUUGCUCCAGAAUGAGUACGGGUUGCAUCCUUUCACCAACCCUGUAGUGGAUGGUGUAGCAGCAUAUCAGUCACCAACUGCUUCAAUGCAACUGCCAUCUCCAAGAAUAGCAGAAUUAAGUCGCCGUCCGUCUAGUGCCCCGACACAGCAUCUUUUGGAAACUGCAACAGGGUUUUCUCCUCAAGUCACUCCUUUUCUUCCCAGUUCUGGAUAUAGUACUUCAGGUCCAUGCAAUAUGCAUAUUCGUCAAGCAACUGGCUAUUCGGCCCCUUCUGCAAUUCCUAUGAAUACACUGCAAACAAAUCCACAUGCAAAUUCCAAAAUAGCAUAUUCAACCACAUACACUGUCCCCAUGGAACUGAUGAAAAGAAAUCCACUAUCGUCCCCUGCUCACAGCCCUCACAACAGUCCUCAGAUUCUUCGAAAGCAAGGAGUCCAAGUGGAACCCAGUCUGGCUCCAUUGGGACCGAGUUUUCCAGGGCAUCAUUCACCAUGUCAGAGAUCUACAAGGCGUACAGGUCCACCCGUCAUCGUCUCCACCAUGACAUCUCCUGAGCCAAGUAUACGUCCACAAAUAAUGAAUGGCCCUUUGCAUCCUCGUCCAUUGGUGGCUUUGCUAGAUGGAAGGGAUUGUACAGUGGAGAUGCCUAUUUUGAAGGACUUGGCUACUGUUGCAUUCUGUGAUGCUCAAUCUACUCAGGAAAUACACGAAAAGGUUUUAAAUGAAGCUGUUGGAGCAAUGAUGUACCACACUAUCACUCUCACCCGGGACGACCUAGAGAAGUUCAAGGCCUUACGAGUCAUUGUUCGGAUAGGCAGUGGUUAUGACAACAUUGACAUCAAGGCUGCAGGGGAGCUUGGGAUUGCUGUUUGCAACAUACCUUCUGCAGCAGUUGAAGAAACAGCUGAUUCUACCCUCUGCCAUGUUCUGAAUCUCUACAGGCGGAACACUUGGCUCUACCAAGCUCUGAGGGAAGGAACCCGAGUGCAGAGUGUAGAACAGAUACGGGAAGUAGCUUCCGGAGCAGCCCGCAUUAGAGGCGAAACACUUGGUCUGAUCGGAUUUGGUCGCACUGCACAAGCAGUAGCUGUUCGAGCCAAAGCAUUUGGAUUCAAUGUGAUCUUUUAUGACCCAUACCUGCAAGAUGGGAUUGAAAGGUCCCUGGGGGUUCAGCGAGUCUACACACUUCAGGAUCUGCUGUACCAGAGUGACUGCGUAUCAUUACACUGUAACCUCAAUGAACAUAAUCAUCACCUGAUCAAUGAUUUUACGAUUAAGCAGAUGAGGCAGGGAGCUUUUUUGGUAAACACAGCGCGUGGUGGUCUGGUGGAUGAAAAGGCCUUAACCCAAGCUCUGAAGGAAGGAAGGAUACGAGGGGCAGCACUGGAUGUUCAUGAAUCAGAACCAUUUAGCUUUGCUCAAGGGCCCCUGAAAGAUGCGCCCAAUUUAAUUUGUACUCCACAUACUGCUUGGUACAGUGAACAGGCGUCACUAGAGAUGAGAGAAGCUGCUGCAACAGAGAUACGCCGAGCGAUCACAGGUCGCAUCCCCGAAAGCCUACGGAAUUGUGUGAACAAGGAAUUCUUUGUCACAAAUUCUCCUUGGUCAGUAAUAGAUCAGCAAGCAAUUCAUCCAGAGCUCAAUGGUGCCACAUACAGAUAUCCACCAGGAAUGAUGAGUGUUACUCCAGGUGGAAUUCCAGCAGCUAUGGAAGGUAUCAUCCCAGGAGGGAUUCCAGUUACUCACAAUCUUCCAACUGUGGCACACCCUUCUCAAGCUCCAUCUCCCAACCAGCCCUCAAAACAUGGAGACAACAGGGAACAUCCAAAUGAGCAAUAGCAGACAAUUUAAAGCACUCCAAUUUGGGACCAAGAGACAUUGGAAAAG